Mesoplodon densirostris (Blainville's beaked whale) is the source of this 648-nucleotide messenger RNA. RefSeq names its product small ribosomal subunit protein bS6m. The transcript has a single exon. Gene Ontology annotation, molecular function: small ribosomal subunit rRNA binding; structural constituent of ribosome. Gene Ontology annotation, biological process: translation. Gene Ontology annotation, cellular component: mitochondrial small ribosomal subunit; ribosome. NCBI's taxonomy places the organism in Eukaryota, Metazoa, Chordata, Mammalia, Artiodactyla, Ziphiidae. Bases 109 to 483 code for a protein of 124 amino acids. The record is from RefSeq and is a predicted model, not a curated record.
GCCGCCUGGGAGCCUUCCGGCCCAGCUGCCUGUCCGGUCCCCGCGGUCCCCGCCCUCCUGCGAUCCGGGAGCCGGCUCGGUUCGGAGCCGAAAGCUGUGCGUUCGGGCAUGCCCCGCUACGAGCUGGCUUUGAUCCUGAAAGCCAUGCAGCGGCCAGAGACCGCUGCUGCUUUGAAGCGUACGCUAGAAACCCUGAUGGACAGAGGGGCUGUGGUGAGGAACUUGGAGAACCUGGGCGAGCGUGCACUUCCUUAUAGGAUCUCCGCCCACAGUCAGCAGCACACCAGGGGAGGGUAUUUCUUGGUGGAUUUUUAUGCACCGACAACAACUGUUGAAGGCAUAAUGGAGCAUUUGUCUCGAGACAUUGAUGUGGUUAGACCAAAUAUUGUAAAACACCCUCUGACCCAGGAAGUGAAAGAGUGUGAAGGGAUCGUCCCAGUCCCACUUGAAGAAAAGCUGUAUUCCACCAAGAAGAGGAAGUGAGAAGAUUCACCAGAUUUUAGCCUCCUAUUUAAUUCUCUCACUUUUGAGCACCAUGGAUUAAUAACUGACCAGCUUGAUCUUUAUGUAAGAGGGUGCUUUCAGUGCCCUUUGAUUUUUCUAAGGUACUUUUAGUUCUUGAUCCCCUUUGCUGUGAGAAGUUGGGGA